This is a messenger RNA of Seriola aureovittata, 3446 nucleotides long. It is a transcript of the gene fscn2b, whose product is annotated as fascin actin-bundling protein 2b, retinal. The record is from RefSeq and is a predicted model, not a curated record. The coding region runs from base 956 to 2428 and encodes 490 amino acids. Lineage: Eukaryota; Metazoa; Chordata; Actinopteri; Carangiformes; Carangidae. Gene Ontology annotation, molecular function: actin filament binding; protein-macromolecule adaptor activity. Gene Ontology annotation, cellular component: cytoplasm; actin cytoskeleton. The transcript is spliced from 7 exons. Gene Ontology annotation, biological process: cell migration; establishment or maintenance of cell polarity; actin filament bundle assembly.
CCAAAGGCAUGGGGGGUGCUCUUGUUACCCGGCGCUGUGUGUGUGUGUGUGUGUGUGUGUGUGUGUGUGUGUGUGUGUGUGUGUGUGCAUUGUUUCUACUUACCUGUCUUUUUAUGUGUCACAGAAAGAGGCGAAGUGCAGAGCUCAGAAUAAAGCGCAGAGGCAGAGAAAGGCGGGAUUAUACACAUGGCAGGUUAGAGAAAGGCAGUGAGGGAGAAGGAGAGGAUGGGAGGAAAAAGCGACAGGGAGAGGCUUAAGAUUACAGAGGCGAGCACCCUUUGUUGCCGAGUUCAGUUGUGAUGGACGGCUUAUGUUUAGGGAAAGACUGAAGGAGUCCUUCAAUGCACGACCAUAAAAUCUGCAGGACUGCUGAGGAUGUUCUUCUUCACUGAUCAAACUUUUGCCUGAUAAGCGAGGAACCUGGACUUCAAGGAAGGUGAGGCAGAAGUCAGAGUAUUCGAUGUGAUCCAAAGACAGUAGGCAAAGGAGGGCAAAAACAAAACCCCAAGAAGUAUAGUCUGGGGAGGGGGGAGGGGGGCAAGUGAUUGAGCCUUCAGGGUAAAUAACAAGUCAAGUAAGUGCAAGAGUGAGGCUGGACGAGAGAGCCCUGUACAACAGGAGAAAGAGAGAGAAACAGGGAGAGGGUCGGCUGCAGAAGUGGAGAUAAGCAGUCGAGAACAAAAUUAGUCUACAGUGGUAGAGAGCUUGACGCGGGACUGAAGAGAGAUCAAGGUUGACUCAAGUCUUUGCUGCCUCUAACCUGAUUAAGGAGAAGAGAGGCAGCGGCGGAGGCGAGCUGCGAGACCCGAUCCACAGAACGUUUGAGCCGGCGAGAGAAGGAGAGGAGAGAGAAAGAAUUACAAGAGGACGCUUGUUGAAAGAAGCCUCUUAAGUCUGGGAGCUGGAAUUAGAGCCACAGAAACUGCAGAGGGGAAGCCACAAAACCACAGUGAAGAUGCCUGCUAAUGGGAACCGUCCCCUGAAGUUGCAGUUUGGUCUAAUCAACCAUGAGGGUCGCUACCUCACUGCUGAGACCUUUGGCUUCAAGGUGAAUGCAUCAGCUCCCAGCCUUAAGAAGAAGCAGAUAUGGACCCUAGAGCAGGACUCCCAGGACACCCAGGUAGUCUACUUGCGCAGCCACCUGGGACGCUACUUGGCCUCUGACAAGGACGGCAAAGUCACCUGUGAGGCCGACGGGCACAAUUCAGACUGUCGUUUCCUCAUCGUGGCUCAGUCUGAUGGUCGCUGGGCCCUGCAGUCUGAGCAGCACCUCCGCUUCUUCGGCGGCUCUCGGGACUACCUGUCCUGCUUUGCCCAGAUACUCACAGAUGCCGAGCUGUGGGCAGUGCACCUGGCUCUACAUCCGCAGGCCAACCUGCUGUCUGUGGCCCGCAAGCGUUACGCCCACCUCUCCAAGGAGGAUGGGGAGAUCGCUGUGGAUUUGAACAUUCCCUGGGGUGUGGCGGCACUCCUCACCCUUGUCUACCUGGACGGGAAGUACUGCCUAAAGACCUGCGACAGCCGCUUUCUCAGUAAUGAUGGGAAGCUCUUGACACAGAGUGGGAGGGCUACGGCAUACACGCUCGAGCUGAAGUGUGGGAAGCUGGCCUUUAAAGACUGCGAGGGGAAGUAUUUGUCUCCCAUGGGGCCUACGGGCACCCUGAGGUCUGGACGCUGCUCCAAGCCGGGCAAAGACGAACUGUUUGACCUGGAGGAGAGCCACCCACAGGUGGUUCUGAUGGCAGCCAAUGGGCGAUAUGUCUCCAUAAGACAAGGAGUCAGCCUCGCAGCCAAUCAGGAAGAUGAGACAGACAUGGAGACGUUUCAGAUGGAGAUCGACAAGGAAACCAGGAAGUGCACGUUUCGCACCAGCCAAGGGAACUACUGGGCCCUGGUGGCUCACGGAGGCAUCCAGAGUACCGCCACUGAACUGUCAGCAAACACCAUGUUUGCCGUGGAGUGGCUUGGCCACAAGGUGGCACUAAAAGCUAACAAUGGAAAAUACAUCUGCAUCAAGAAGAACGGACAGCUACUUGCUGUGAGUGACUCCAUAGGUGAGGAUGAGCAGCUCACUCUGAAACUGAUCAACCGACCUAUGCUGAUCCUGAGAGGGGAGAACGGCUUCAUCUGCCACCACAAGAACUCCAACACGCUGGAUGCCAGCAGAUCGGUCUAUGACAUUUUCACCCUGCAAUUCAGUAACGGGGUCUAUCAUAUUAAAGGUGUGGAUGGCCAGUUCUGGUAUGUGAACAGUGCCGGGCUGGUGUGCUCAGACGGUGAGACCCCUGAGGAUUUCACCCUGGAGCUGCUCGAGCACGGACGCCUCGCCAUCCGUGGCAAGAAUGGCAAAUACCUGCGUGGAGACCAGGGGGGAACGCUGAAGGGAGACGGACUCAGCCUGAGCAGCUCAGCGCUGUGGGAGUAUUAAAACACUCCAAUACAGGUUCCAACCUGAACCACUGAACUUAUCUCAAGUUAAACUUUGUGGCAUUUCCUUCCAUGUUUUUCCUCCUUCUGGUUGCAAAGAGGCUGCAGCAAAGGACUUGAGGCAAAAGAAGAGGAAGGACUGACAGUCAGCCAAGAGAAGUCUUCAUGAAGUUAGCAAUGUUUUGAGAGAGCGCUUGAUCUGAAAUUGUGACUGAAAAGUUUUUGUGUUGUUCCUAUAGAUUUUGUCCAGGAAGCAUUAAAUGAAUGUCAGAAACUAAAGAAAUAAAGACACGUAGAUUCUCCGGUAAAGAGAUGUAAAACCAAGCAACAGCAUAAAAUACAACUAUCCUUUCAGUCCUAUCCUUGUUUCUUUCUCCCCAGCCUUUCUAUCGCUCCUCACAGAUAUUACAUGAGUGAAAACCUGGCAACAAAGUUGUGAUACAGGUGUCACUCAUCCAGUCUGGGGGCUCAGGGUGCCACUUGAGACGGACACUGAGGUCGCCUUUGAGAGGAGCUCAAGUCGUUAGCAUAGUGUGGCUAACUGAGGAUGCUGAUGAGAAUUACUGUAACCAAGACUCAUGUACAUGUUGGCAGUAGUCUACUAAUAGGACCAUUUCAACCUGUCACUACAAGCAGGUGGAUUUAUUUCAUUUGUACCUUUGUUAUGUUAUAGUGAACAUUUCCUGUGUCUUUCUUGAACAUAGAGAAAAAUAAUAAACUUGUAUGGUAGGUUAUGUUUUGUUUCAGUAAUGCCACUUAAAACUAAAGGUCUUUAUAAGUAAAAGCCUUUAUAAUUUAGUUAAGUACAACAGUAUUAGCUACAAAAUAUAUCAGCUAGCAGAAUGACCUUGUCAAAGUCUGCAAUCAUAUUGGAUUGGGUAUUAUUAUUACCAUGUAGGCAGCAUGUGAAUGAUCGAAUUGAAGCUAAAUACAGUUGUCAAAUAGAUGUGGAAAAAAGUGCAACAUUUCCUUAGUAAUGUAGAGAAGCAGAAGGUAGAAUAAAAUUAAAGUAAUCAGAA